AAACAAUAUUGAUGACGUCACUACCACCCGUACAAACAUUCUUACGUGAAAAGCGCGGGAAUAUGGAAUUUUGGGUGUAGAGCAUUCAUGUGCUUGUUUUGCCCAAAGUAUGUUUCUUUAUUAAACCAAGGAGUUCGGUUUUGACUGCGAGUGAUGACGGACGUUCCUGCGCUUACUCGCGGUUAAGUUGGACAACUCGUUAAAUGCAGUAUUAGCGGAAGACAUUGAUUAUGAUCGUAUGGAGGUAGUGUCGCGCAAUGAUGUAAAGCGGAAAAGCAUAAGUGAAACCAGUGAUCUGAUUGAACGAACCAACAAAUCAUGCAAGCGUGACGUCCGUUUAAGUAAUUCCUUGGGCGAAGACAUGUCCGGCGACGGACGAGGCCGGGUGGCCGAUCAACAACGUGGAAGUGGAAGAGUUUUAAUAGACACUGGAGAUGACAAUAUUCCAGAAUACAUAAAUACACUGACGAGUGUUUUGCAACAGGAAAAUGCUACUUUGGAGCAUGUUAUAGUGACUCACUGGCAUCACGAUCACAUUGGAGGAUUGAAGAAUGUUUAUGACAUGUCACAUAAAGGUUGUAAAGUAUGGAAAUACAAGCGUGGCAGCCUUGAUACCCUUCCUGACGGUAUUGUCCUCAAUUCCUUAACCGAUGGACAAGAAGUCUCCACAGAAGGGGCCACACUGAGGGUUGUUCAUACUCCAGGACACUCAACUGAUCACGUAGCUCUGUCGCUACUGGAAGAGGACUCACUCUUCAGUGGAGAUUGCAUACUUGGUGAAGGCACAGCGGUGUUCGAAGACUUGCAUGAUUAUAUGCAGUCUUUGAAUAAAAUUCUGGAGCUGAAACCAAGCUGCAUAUACCCUGGCCAUGGCCCCACAGUAAUGGAUCCUGUACCAAAGGUGAAAUUUUAUAUAGAUCACAGAAAUCAACGAGAAGACCAAAUCCUGCAGUUUUUGAGGGAGGAAAGCACAAAGGGAUUUACGGAAAUGGACAUAGUUGAAAAUGUUUACAAAGAAACUCCGAAACAUCUUCACCAGGCAGCGGCUUACAAUGUCAACCAUCACCUUUGCAAGCUCCAAAAAGAGAGGAAGGCAAAGCUGAACCAAGACGGCCGCUGGCAGUAUGAUGAAGCGUCCAAGUUGUAGAUACUGCAGUGCCAUUUGAACGCGGUGCUGCAGUGACAUUUGAGUGCCACAGACGCAAUUCCUAUUUAUGUUACGUUCCUCAGUACAAUUAUUUAAUCAAGACAUGUUUGAUGCUGAGCAAGGUGGUGUGACAGUUGAAUUUUGGAUUAUCCUUCUGAAGUACCUGGGUCAUCCCGAUUUAUGUUUCCCAGUUUCACUAAAUAAUCCAGAAAAGUG
This is a messenger RNA of Bacillus rossius redtenbacheri, 1363 nucleotides long. RefSeq names its product beta-lactamase-like protein 2 homolog. Lineage: Eukaryota; Metazoa; Arthropoda; Insecta; Phasmatodea; Bacillidae. The transcript is spliced from 6 exons. The coding region runs from base 239 to 1147 and encodes 302 amino acids. Gene Ontology annotation, cellular component: mitochondrial matrix. The record is from RefSeq and is a predicted model, not a curated record. Gene Ontology annotation, molecular function: RNA endonuclease activity; single-stranded RNA binding.